This is a messenger RNA of Aspergillus affinis, 969 nucleotides long. RefSeq names its product carbon-nitrogen hydrolase family protein. Gene Ontology annotation, molecular function: catalytic activity. Bases 1 to 969 code for a protein of 322 amino acids. The record is from RefSeq and is a predicted model, not a curated record. The transcript is spliced from 3 exons. Lineage: Eukaryota; Fungi; Ascomycota; Eurotiomycetes; Eurotiales; Aspergillaceae.
AUGACUGCGACUACUGCUGCGAAAACUCCCACCGUUCGCGUUGCUGCGGUCCAGGCCGAGCCCGAAUGGCUCGACCUGCCUGCCGCUGUGCGCAAGACCUGCUCGAUCAUCCAAGAUGCUGCGCGACAGGGCGUGCAGCUGAUCGCCUUCCCCGAAUGCUGGAUCCCCGGCUAUCCAGCCUGGAUUUGGACCCGGCCAGUUGACAUGGAGCUCUCGGUGGCCUACAUCCGCAAUUCGCUUCGAUACGGCUCCCCGGAGAUGGAGCAGAUCCGUACUUGUGCGAGGGAAAAUGCCAUCAAUGUCGUGCUGGGUUUCUCCGAGAAUGAUCAGGGGUCGCUGUACAUUUCGCAGUGCCUCUUCACGAGUCGCGGCGAGUUGAAGAUUCCUCGUCGCAAGAUCAAGCCGACGCAUAUGGAGCGCACUAUCUUCGGCGACUGCACGGGGGAUUCGCUGCACAACGUGGCUGAUACCGACGUGGGCCGCGUGGGUGCUCUCUCCUGCUGGGAGCAUGCCAAUCCGCUGCUCAAGUAUCAUACCUACCACCUGCGUGAGUUCGUCCACGCCGCCGCUUGGCCCCCGGUGUACCCUCAUUCGGGCGGUGCCGGUCUCUGGAGCAUGUCGCGAGAAGGAUGUCGGAACCUCUCGCAGACCUAUGCCGUAGAAUCGUCGACCUUUGUCCUUCACGCAACCAGUGUCAUCUCCGAGAAGGGGAUCGUUGCCAUGGGCACGGCAGAAGGGGAACUGAUGAACAGACCUGGCGGAGGCGCGACCGCCAUCUACGGACCGGACGGUCGACAACUGACCGAGGAUCUUCCCGAGACUGACGAGGGACUUGUCAUGGCUGAUAUCCACGAAGAUAGAGUGUUGGAAACGCUAUGCUUCCUGGACCUUUGUGGACACUACAGCCGGCCGGAUCUCCUCUGGUUGGGGGUUGACUCGCAGGCCAAGGAGCAUGUUCGGCGCGCAUAG